AACGCGCUCGUCGUUGUACAGCAACUACCACAGCUUUCUUGCGCCGUCAAGAAAGCUCUCCAGCACCCGCUGCCCACUUAUGGCUCACGCCCCACACGCCGCCAUGUCGACGGCCACCUCCUCCGCCAGUAUCCCCAUCGUGCGCGACAGCGCCGAUAUCUCGGGCACUGCCUUGUUCGAGAAGCGCGCCAACGCGCUCUUGACUCCUCCCUCCUCCAUCAGUCCCGAGCUGGCCGCCCACCCGCUGCACGCCUGCGCCCUGUCACCGCCGCCCAUCAAUAUCGAGCGCGAUACCGAUAUGCUGGACGGCCAUGCCGUCGAGGGCACCAGUCUCCCCAGCGGAGGUGGCACUCCUCUGAGCAGAGGCGCACUCUCGAGCCUCGACGGCGCCGUCACCAUCACCCCGAGCUUCCUCGCGAGGAACCAUCUGCCUCGCAUCUUGCUCGGCGGUGGGCCGAGAGCUAUUCGCCACGUCAUGGGCGAGCUCAACCAUACCGUGCCCGGCUUCUCUCGCAUACCACCUGCCAAGGCUCGUCGUAUCGUGGUCGCAGCUCUGGAGAGUCGCGACGGGGGUGGCGUCGAUGGCAGCGUAUCGUUUAGCAAGACGGGCUGGGGCCGCUGGGAUGCUCACGUUAAAGGCUCAGACUCUGGGGUCAACUACUUCCACGAUGGGAACCUUUCGCCUCCUCGCAGCGAGCAUGGCAGCUAUGCGCCGUCGUACAACGACUCUGCCAUUCAUAUCCCGCCGGGACACAUACACGCUCAGAGAAGAGAGCCCUAUUCUGGCGGCAGCUGGACCGCAUCCAGCAUUCGAGAAGAGGAUGAGCUCGAUAUGGACAUGGAUCCCGCCGAAGACGCUGCCGACAACAUGUCACUCGAUAGCGACUCGAGCGACUCCUCGGAAACCAACGACGAGACUGACAAUGAGGACUGGACCACUGUUGGCGUCGAGGCGUUGCGGAAGGCUUCACUGCCCACUCCGAAUGCCCCAAUCCAGAACUACCGCAAGGUCUCUGCUCCAUAUACCGGCAGAUAUGCGACACGAACGGGAAGCCGAGGGCCUCUCAUACCAACUGCUCGUACUGCAUUCUCUUCUUCUGUCCCCAGUUGCGACUACCGAGGGCUUGGCGCCGUACAGUCGCCGGCCGAGCGCGAUGCGGUGGCCGCACUGCUGAGCAUGGGCAGCAUGUGAGCAUUCUCACGUCUCCCGCUCCGUGUGCCCACGAGACACAGACACCGAUUUUGACUACCCCUCUCUCCCUCCUGUUAUGAACGAUACUGGGCACCAGUCUUCCUACUCAAGUGCUGAUGGAAGAUCCUGGAUUGACAUGGGUGGCGUUCGAUCUCUCAUCCCCUUUCACUGAUUGGAAAGACGAUACUUUUUUUUUAUCCCUAUGGAACACAGAACUACCAAAUCGACACUCUGCGCCCAGGUGCAAGGUACCCCAGCCACAGGCGCCGCGUGUUGAUUACGAACAUUUCACAACCAACGAGAACCAGCAGCUGGAUCACGUUGGCUUCCACAUAACGACGACAUUUUCCCCCGACUUUCCCCGACAUGGAAUAAUUGACGAUACGAAUGACGAAAGUCGUUCGUAUCAGGCAAUUCCAAGUAUGUACCUACCUACCUACCUACGAAACAUUUACAAGCGAGCUGCAUCCACGUAACGAUGACGAUCUUGAGCUCGCGCCUGCUGAGCUCGAUGGAGUAACGACGAUGUACUCGGUUUGUGCGCCGAGGGCGAGGAUGCUAGGUGCAGAGGCACAGGCACAGGCAUAGGCGGAUUUCAUAACCACUCUGGAAAUGCAGAAUUGCAGAUGACAUGAAACGUUGGAAUAUGAGCUUCUUGGUUUUGACGCUGCGGCCGGCAUGUCGUCUCAUUGAUUUGAGUACGCGCGGCUAUUAGUCAAGCACGAAGAAUGACCCUGGAUAGAUGUAGUGAAAGUCAUUGCGACUAUUCCGAAUUUCAACGGUUAUGAACCUCCAUUCUUUCCCGCUGAUACGGGCAUGUGCCCAUCUAUUUCCAUUUCGUGACUCACCCCACUCGAGCCAAGCAGUCGUCCAGCAUGCGCCACACUUUUUCCGCGUCCAACAAUCUCGGUAUUCUC
Sphaerulina musiva SO2202 is the source of this 2109-nucleotide messenger RNA. RefSeq lists its product as uncharacterized. Gene Ontology annotation, cellular component: nucleus. NCBI's taxonomy places the organism in Eukaryota, Fungi, Ascomycota, Dothideomycetes, Mycosphaerellales, Mycosphaerellaceae. The record is from RefSeq and is a predicted model, not a curated record. The transcript is spliced from 2 exons. Gene Ontology annotation, molecular function: sequence-specific DNA binding. Bases 80 to 1192 code for a protein of 370 amino acids. Gene Ontology annotation, biological process: positive regulation of transcription from RNA polymerase II promoter by glucose.